GUCCCGCUUGGUAGCUCCCGUUGUUUAGUUUGACUCUGCUGGAUUUAUUUCUCUAUAAGACCCUUUUAUGUGCGGCUGCCUUCGGAUGUAAAUCUCACAGGGUCAUGGGGAUUGCACUCCGAUAAUAGUUUCUACCUUUGCUGGGCGGAAAGGCAUGUGUUCCGGGCAGGAGGGGAGAAUAACGCGAUCCGUCUCGAGGGCGACAUUAGGCACUUUGCUUUUCAGCGUGUGAAUAGGCUAACACGGCUCCUCCCUCUCCCUCUGAAAUGCAAAACCAAUUGCGUUGGAGAAGCGUUAAGUGUCAACGAUUCCCUAGACACACGUGCGCUCCGCUUGGUUCGAAAGCGGGUGCCACCUUGCGCUAUUUCCCGCUGUCUCUUAAGUCAUCACGUGAGUGCGAUGAAUCAUGCCCAAAACAGGGGUUAUUCGUAUGGGGUUUGGUAUAGUUCUUGGAGCAGCUGCAGGAAUAGGUCUCAUCUUUUACUUCUACAAACAGAAGAGAAAGAAGCCCAGUCAGGAAAACAGUUCAAGAUAUCCAAUUGUACAUUGUCAGCAAAAUGCUAUGUAUGUUCAUGAACAUGCAGAAACCCUUCAGCCUUAUAAUCAGGUUCCAUGGAUGAGACCAGAACCAGUGGAGGGUGGUGAUAGCGUUCCAUAUACAUCUCUUCUAACGCAUGAAGAGCAGGCUGAAGUCUUAAAUCGUCUUGAUUUUGUGCUCAGAAGCCUUAUAGAGUUGCGACAUGAGAUGCAAGAAUUACGGAACAGCCUACAAAGUUUAGCUGGAGGAAUUAUUGAAGAAGUCAGGUCUCAUCUAGAAGAAAGCCAAAAGGUUAUUCGGCGGAGGCGAUUUAUAUACCCCAGAGAAAGAAGUGAUUCCACAGGAUCCAGCUCAAUAUAUUUCACAGCCAGUUCCGGAGCUGGCAAUACAGACGAUGGAGAAAGUGAGGGGGGCUAUACUACGGCCAAUGCAGAAUCUGAUUAUGAUAGGGAAUCUGAUAAAGAGAGUGAUGAAGGAGAAGAUGAAAUCAGCUGUGAAACAGUUAGAACUGGAAGAAGAGAUUCCCUGGACCUUGUCAAUGAAGAUGAAGCAGCGCUGAGUUUGGACACUGCUUCAGAAGAAGAACUUGCUCAGUUGCUGCACCAAGCCGAUAGCUUACACAGGGGGACUGACCAGGAGAAGAGAGAAGGUUUCCAACUACUGCUUAACAAUAAACCUGUGUAUGGUGACAAGCAGGAUUUCCUUUGGCAUCUGGCCCGAGCUUACAGUGAUUUGUAUGAAAUCACAGAAGACACAGAGGAGAGGCAAUUGUAUGCAUGUGAUGGCAAAGAAGAGGCCAAAAUGGCUCUGCAGUUAGGAGAUCAAAGUGCUGAAUGUCACCAAUGGUAUGCUAUUCUGUGUGGUCAGUGUUCAGAACAUGAAAGCAUACAAAAGCGCAUUCAAGCUGGACAUGACUUUAAGAAACAUAUAGAUGAAGCCAUUUCUCUGAAACCAGAUGACCACAUGUCUUACUAUCUCCUAGGUCGAUGGUGUUACCAGGUUGCUCAUUUGGGAUGGCUGGAAAGGAAAACUGCUUCUGCUUUAUAUGGAGAGCCUCCCUUAGCCACUGUCCAAGACGCACUGCAAAACUUCUUAAAGGCUGAAGAGCUAAACUCUGGUUUUUCAAAAAUGGGAAGAAUAUAUAUUGCCAAGUGCUACAAGGAACUGGGGGAUAAUUCUAAAGCUGCUCAUUGGUUGACUCUGGCUUCAGAGUUGCCCGUUAUCACAAAAGAGGAUGCAGAAGGCAGCAGAGAAAUGGAAGAGAUGCAAGCAAUUUCUCUUGACUAAGGAAUCUUAAAUGCUCCAUCCUACAAUAAGCAGUGAAAAAAAUUCCAGUAUAAAAAAAUUUCUCACUGUGGCUGUUACUAGGCUUCAAGAGCAAAUCACAAACUACUAUUUCAGCACUUCUUUCUCAAAGAUUGUAGCUGGUAAUACCAAAUAGUUAAAGAAAUGUAAUUCAGCUCUCUCCCUUAUCACAAAAUAAGAGGAUCCUAAUUAACACCUGUGUUUAUGUGUUUGUAGAAUAGAUACUGGCAAAUUCAUUUGUAUUUUUUUCCAUACCCAUCCAGAAAUCUCCAGUACAUAAAAUUUUUAAACAAUUUUUGGGAAAAUUGAGAUAGCAUUAUAAAACAUGUAGAAUUAUUUAUAGCAUCCAUAUGAUUUGUUUUUAUUUUUUAUCAAAUUAGUCCAUUCAGGGGCUCCUAAGUGCCUCGUUCAUGUCAUUUGGAACAUCUGCUGGGUGCUUAUACUAUAUUUUGCUCAUAGAGAGCAAAGAGUAGCUUGGAAUGCCACUGACUUAAGAAAAAAAAUAGUGAGGAAAUUCUUUAAUUUUUCCCUUCUCCUAGUACCAUAGCUCUUGAGUUUCUUAAGUGAUUGUUUCAACCUAAAGAAAUAUCAUGAAAGAUUGUUAAUAUAUUGCCUGAGUUGUAUCUAAUGUGAAAUGAACCAAUAGAUCAUGGCCUUUUGGGCAAAUUGAUUAUCUUUGCUGAAUAAUAUAUUAAUUCCUAUGUCUGCUAUUUAUUUAAGACGUUUGUUGGUGUUAUAUAUAAGAAUAUGUGUGGCAUAUGACAUAAAUAUUUGAAAAGUUGAGGGAGUGACAUGGUAAAAUUUACAGAUGCUGUUCCAUGUGGCUUAUAAAAAGCAAAUGUAGGUGUGGUUUAAUAAUAUAAAAGUAAGAAUGCAAAAUAAAUUAGGUUACUGUUCAGGAAAUUAGAGUUAUUAUCCUUCAUAACAAAUAAUGGAAAAUAUUCAAUUGAAGUGCAAACCUAUUCUUUUUUUCAUGUUCAAAUACUUUAUUAAUGUUUGUUUACUAGUUGACAGGGUAAAGGAUAGUGUGCUGUCCUUGGAAUAGCACAGAGCACCCAUCUGCAGCAUGUCCAGAGACUGGGAUGUUCUCCUUCUAGUUCUUAAAUAUUUUUUGGAGAGGAAUAACAUUACUGUCAGAAAGAACAAUUAAACACUGUUAAGCACAAAACAAAAAACAAGAAUUUGCUUCAAUUGCAGAACUUAAAAAAUACAUACCAAUACAUCCCCCCCCCUGCCUCCUCCCCCCAGGAUUGCAGAGAAAGUACAUUCUCUGCCAAUCCUGGAAUCAUAUGUCCAGUGUACAGCAUGGAAAGAAAAUUAUAUUGGAAAAAAAAGUAGAGAGGGACCACAUAUAUGAAGAGACUCUAUAGGCUGAUAAGCCGAAUUGUAUAAGAGAUGUAUGUAACAUAGAUAACAUCAGUGAAUAUGAGAUGGAAUUAUGUAACCAGUGGGUUUCCACUUGUAGACCAAACAAUUUUCCAGAAUGCAAUAUAACUGUUUUCUGUGUGUACUUUGAUUUUUGGCAGAUAUUUUUGAAACCAUCAUUUCAUAAUAACUAUAGCUAUAUUAUUACCGUGAGGUUUAAUACACUCUGCCAUGUUGGACAUUUCUGUAUGAUGAGAUCAGAAACAACUUGCAGGAAUUUGAUCCCUUCCCAUAAAGAUGGAUAUUCCAUUACAGUUAGAUUGCUUUUUUAAAAUUUUACAAAAUAGUGUGGAAGAAAAAGCAAUAUUUCAGUCCAAAAUAAUGGGUUUUCCCUGUUUUUUCACAUUUGUAACCAAAAACAUUUAGAACCUAUCUUAAGUACUGUAGUUUCAUUAAGAUUGCAAACAAAUGUGAUGAUGCUAAGAUUAUAAAAUCAAAAUUUUGCAGAAGGAGUAGUGUAAUGUUUAUAUGACCAGGUGCUGAGAAUAAGCUGCUAGCUUCCUUACAUAUCUUCAAUAAUAACCUAUAAUUUAGUGGAGCUCCCCGAAGUUGGACUCAAACUGAAGAAAUAUAAAAUAUUUUUAUAAGACAUGAAUCCCUAAUGUAAUAAUUCAUAUUUUAAAAGUCCAUAUUUACUGGCAUUGUUAACAUUUUACUCUGGUAAUGUAAGACCAAACUCCACCAGUUUCAUUUUCCAUGCAGACUUCUAUAUUAUCAUGCUAUUGUCAAUUUCCUUAUUUUGUUGGGUGGAGGAGAAAUUCCUUAUGGAACAUAUCAUGUUUUUGUGCCUUGGUUUGUUUUAUAUUAUAACAAGGUAUAGAGUAUAUUCAAUUUGAAGUCUUACAAAAUUAAACAUGUGGCAUGUUCUAAGGACAAAGAAAUUUGCCCUUGUCCAGGAGAAAAUAAAAUACAUAUACUCUAUGGCUUUUUCAUGCAAAUCAUUUCAGUAUUAGGUUCAAAAUGUGCAGAAGCAAGUUUGAGGCAGAAGUUAAUUCUGAUUGAAAUAAUCAGCUGCUCAUCUAAAGCAGUGUUUCUUUAACUAGGAACUUUUAAGACGUAUUUCCAGAAUUCCGCAUCCAACAUGUUGGCUGGGGGAAAUCUGGGAGUUGAAAUCUACAUCUCUUAAAGUUGCUGAGGUUAAACACUAAUCUAAAGAGUAUCUUGUGAAAUCUGUGGCCUUGUUUGCAGAGAAGAAACAGUCCAUGCCAACGUUGAUUAGCUUUGUUAAUAAGUAUUUGCUUUCAGAACUCUGCAUUUAUUUAGCAUUUUUUAUUCUAUGUUAGAACUGAGUUAUGAGAUGUAACUUUGUCACUUCCAUAAUUUCCAAAGCAUCUUUUUCUGUUCUGACUUAGGACUUAUAUCUCUUUGUGUAACUUGAUGUUUUAUAUUAUUUUAUAUAACUGACUGGUUUAUUAUUGCACUUAAUUAACUGUUCCUUUCUCUGCUUUAAAGAUUGCAGCCAAAGUGAACAUGCAGAUAUUUGACUUUCAUAAGAGGUUGACCAGUUUACUGGUGCUUGUUUGUGCACUGAAAAUUGCUGGAGUGGCAAAUGUGUAAAAGUUUUAUGUCAACUAAUCAAAGCAUCAGCUGCCUAUUUUAAUACCAUUUUAGAACCAGGCUUGUUAUCAAAAUUAACAUGACAUUGUUAUAAUCAGUCAUGACCAGAAACAAAGCACCUGUCAAAACCUCAUAUAGCUGGCAAACAUUUAGAGACAAAUAAUGGUGUUAUAGUUAGUCAGAGACUUAUAAUCUGGCUCGAUAAACAGACUCCAUCCUGAACCAUCAGAAACCAUCCUUGGUUAUAGAUAUUCUUGGCUACCAUUACCUUUAAGGCAAAAGAUUCCAGGACUAGCAGCAGGCUGCAGACUACAAUUGAAGAAUUCUUGAUUUCACCUUAAAAAAAAUCAUAUAGAUUUCUUUGUUCUAUAGUCUCUGAGCUACAUUUUGUCAUUAGUAAGGCAGUAUCACUUGUCAAACAUUCCCAGGUCAAUUCUUCAGGAGUCAUGGCAAUGGAUGAACUAUGGCUGCUUUCCUAAUUCAUGGAAAUACAGUUUACACUUUAACUAUAAAGAUUUGAGAAUUUAGCUAAUGACCAAAAGUGUUGUCUUUGAAUACUUUUUUUGAAAAGGCUAAAAAGCAUUUAUAAAAUAUGAAAAACUACUAGUGAUAGCUGCUGUGCUAUAUUCUACUACCCAGGGCUAGACCUCAUUCAGACUUCUCACUGAGUAAAUGGGUUUGCACUGCAUUGGAGUGUUCUUUGCUGGUUUUGCCACAUUUUCACAUUCCAUAUGAAUUCUUCUGAAUUGGGACCUUGAAUGAUUUCCAUAUUUGUUGACAUUAUUAAUUUACAAAUGUGUGAAAGCAUUUGUGUUGUAUGAUACUCUUGGACUGCCUUACAAAUAUUUUAACAUUGCAUACAACCAAAUCAGUGUAGGGUGGAUUCUAAAGCAGCUGUUACAGCGAUAAAUAAAUCUGAUUACAAAAGCACUGAAGUUAGGAAAAUAAAAGUAUUAAUCCUUGAUGCUGGAUUGGCAAAAAGUUGCUCAGGCUACAGCAUCUACAUUUAUCCCUAAUACAAGGAAACUUUUUCUUAUAAUUGGCUCUACUCCUUUGCUUUGAGAAUAAUAGUGUUCCAAAUCUCAAAAGAUGCCUGUGAAAUUGCUUUAAGUAAUUAAGUAUUUUCUAUGAAAUAACUUGAAAUUACAGAAGAGAGUAACCUUUGUUCAAAGGUGCUUGGAAAAGCAUUGGUUCUUAUUCUUUAAGAUGCAUUUUGAGCAGCCUUAUGUUAGGAAAAAAGCAUAGAUGUGUAACUAAUUUUGCUGAUUAACUGUGAAAUUAAGGGCGGGAAUACUUUACAGAUGCAUUGUCUCCUUAUUGCAGGCAUUGAAAAGGAGAAAAUAGUAAUAGAAAAGGACAUAUUGAAUGACUGACAUUGAGAUAUUUACUUUGAGUCUCUUUAAAGACAGCCAAAAAAAGUCUCCAUAAAAAUUUUCUAAUUGUACUUUUGUUCUUUAAAAAAAGCUAAUACAUGAAUUGACUGUAUUUAAAUCUCAACUCAAUUUUAUUUGAAAUAAAAGUAAAAACACAAAAA
Crotalus tigris (Tiger rattlesnake) is the source of this 6359-nucleotide messenger RNA. RefSeq names its product regulator of microtubule dynamics 3 (gene RMDN3). Gene Ontology annotation, cellular component: mitotic spindle pole; spindle microtubule; cytoplasm. The record is from RefSeq and is a predicted model, not a curated record. Lineage: Eukaryota; Metazoa; Chordata; Lepidosauria; Squamata; Viperidae. Gene Ontology annotation, molecular function: microtubule binding. The transcript is spliced from 13 exons. Bases 407 to 1825 code for a protein of 472 amino acids.